AUUUUGUUCGAAAUUGAAUACACAUUGAGCAAAACAAUCAAUCGGGCGGGCGCCGGCCGAUGGAUCGGAGCAAAUGUGACCCAGGCUCCGUUUUUCAGCAGCGGCGCCCGCGGGCCGGCCGGCUGAUGAGUAUUUUGUUCAAAAUUGAAUACAAUCAGUACAAUACAAUACAAUCAAUCAGUGGUAAAACCGGAGCAAAUGUGACCACGGCAUUAUGGAAGGUGCCAUGGGAAUGUUUGAUCCAACGGCAUUGGUAUUUACCAUGUGGUGGAACAUUGUGAAUCAAGUUGGGAUGCGCACUGGUAAAGAAAGUAGGAUGAUAACCUGGGGAGAUCUGCUACUACACGAAUGUGAUGGAGAUGACAAAGCCUAUGUCACGUUUAGAGAACGUACAACCAAAACGCGUACUGGUAUUGAUGUCAACAAUACAAGAAAAGACAUUCCAAGGAUGUACAGCACGUCUGGAGAUAUCAAUGAUCCAAAGGAUCCUUUUUCUAUAUAUAGGAAAUUCUGUGAAGUAAGACCCCCGAGUAUGAAGGCGACUGACUCCGCAUUUUACCUCGGCAUCAAUUCCUCAUGGAACAAAGAUGAUGGGCCUGGUAUAUGGUACACAUGCGCACAGAUGGGUCACAAUACAAUUUCCAGAAUGCUGAAAGAUGCACUAACAAGAGGUGCCAUCAAAACAAGUGACAUUGAUGGUAAAGUAGCGAAUUAUAGUGCCAGGAAGACAUUGAUUACCACUAUGAGAGACAAUUCUGUCGAUGCCAUUGAUGCAAUCAAAAUAACCGGCCACAAACGCGUCGAAUCCUUAAAUGAGUAUGACAAAAUGAGUGAUGCCAAGAAAGCUAAGAUAAGCCAUGUAAUAAGUAACUUCAAGCCUCAAUCAUCAUCGAUAUCUGACACAGCGACCUCUAGUGAAAGUCUACCUGUUCCUCAAAGUGCCCUCCCAUCAAUGAAUUUUGAAGGAAUUCAUAGAGGUACCUUUUAUAUCAACUUCAAUAUCCCACCUACAGGAAUCUCAAAGAAAGUUAUCCAGAGAAAGAGAUGCAAGAGACUAGUAAUAGACAGUGACAGUUCACAAUCACAGCAAUCUAUGAUUACUAAGAACUAUAACAGACUCUGUAUUGAUAGUUUAUGAC
Messenger RNA from Owenia fusiformis, 1139 nucleotides. The record is from the annotation of a GenBank genome assembly. Lineage: Eukaryota; Metazoa; Annelida; Polychaeta; Sabellida; Oweniidae.